This is a messenger RNA of Helicoverpa armigera (cotton bollworm), 2570 nucleotides long. RefSeq names its product hornerin. The record is from RefSeq and is a predicted model, not a curated record. The transcript has a single exon. NCBI's taxonomy places the organism in Eukaryota, Metazoa, Arthropoda, Insecta, Lepidoptera, Noctuidae. Bases 63 to 2291 code for a protein of 742 amino acids.
AAACCAAUCAGCGGGCAUAGGAUCAAACGCGUCUCAGUACUCGCGUGUUCGCGUCGUGAAAAAUGGCCAACAGACUAAUUCUGUUGUGCCUUUUAGUGUCGUGUCUGACUGUCAGUUACAUAGAAUGUGGAAGAAGUAGUGGAAGAAGCAGCAGCAGGGGUAGCAGCAGCAGGGGCAGUUCGUCAUGGGGAAAAAGUUGGGGGUCAUCGAGCCAUAGCUCCAAACCCAGCUGGAGUAGUUCAAGCAGCUCGAGCUAUAGCAAACCUAUUUCGUCAUGGGGAGGCUCGUCAUCUUGGGGAAGCUCGUCGUCAUCGUCACACAGCUACCCUUCAUCAUCGUCUGGACUAUCUGGAUCUAGUUCACACAGCUACCCCUCUUCAUCAUCAGGAUUAUCAGGAUCAAGUUCGAGUUCCCACAAAUACCCUUCGUCAUCAUCCGGUUCAAGCUGGGGUUCCAGUUCGUCUUACCCCUCCUCAUCAUCAGGUUCAAGCUGGAGUUCCGGUUCGUCUUACCCCUCGUCAUCAUCAGGACUUUCAGGAUCUGGCUCAAGUAAAUAUCCAUCGUCAUCAUCGGGUUCAAGCUGGAGUUCUGGUUCGUCUUAUCCCUCAUCAUCAUCAGGAUUAUCUGGAUCUGGGUCAAGCUCAAGUAAAUAUCCGUCAUCGUCAUCCUCUUUUGGAUCAUCGAGCUGGAAUUCUGGUUCUUCCUAUCCCUCGUCAUCAUCAGGACUGUCUGGAUCUGGAUCAAGUAAAUAUCCUUCAUCUUCUUCAGGCUCAUCUAUCUGGAAUACUGGAUCGUCAAGUUACCCCUCAUCAUCAACAGGAUUGUCUGGAUCUGGGUCAAGCAAAUACCCUUCGUCUUCUUCAAAUUGGAACUUUGGAUCAUCUGGAGGAUCGUCUGGUACUCACAAGUACCCAUCAUCUUCAACGGGUCUAUCGGGAUCAGGUUCAACUGGCUACAGGCCAACAAGCUCGGGAACCCAUUCUUAUCCAUCAACCUCUACCGGACUAUCGGGAUCCCAAUCGAACUACAACAAAAAUAACUAUAGGCCAACUCAUACGUACAAUACGAACAGUGGAACUACAGUUCAUCAUACAACACAUCACUAUCACCAUAAUGUGCCUUAUUACACACCUUCGUACUACGCGGCACCGCAGUACGUGUACAUGCAUGAAUACAGAAAUUCCAACAGUCGCUACGGAGAUUUACUGACGGGCCUGACUUUAUACAAUAUGGGCCGUUCAAACAGUCAUUAUCAUGACCACUACUACUAUGACGAUUACUAUAGGCGCAGGUACGAUACCCCAUCAAGCAGUUCGUACAGAUCCGACUACAGACCUCAGGAAAGACCACAGGAUCAAGCCAAUUGCAUAUUGAAAGUGAGAGAGAAUGGAAGAGUGGAAGAGUUGAAAAUACCGUGCGAAAUUGUGUCAACUUUCACUGAAGGAAGUAAAAAGGAGACUCCUAAACCUCAAACCAUGGUGAACCAAACAGUAUGUACUACCACCACUACGAUGAUCAAUAACACUGUGUCAUCUGUGCCGGCGACCGCUGAUAUAGCAUCGGGUGCGGCUGCGGCGGCUGCAGCGGCAAACGCAGCAGCGGCCAACGCUGGAGCAACCUUACCAGCAUUUGGUGGAAUGUUCAACUCCACAAUGAACACUGUGAGAAGUGAAACUUCAGGUGCACUUGACAGCAUGCCAAUGCCAGACAUUCCUUCUCUGGACUCGAUAUUUAAAAACGCUUUACCUGCUGGUUCCUCUCUAGACGUCACGAAGGCUACUUUGGGCAUAACACCAGAAAACAACAACAAUGUGAACAUUAUGAAUCCUACUAUGUUGAGCAAUGGUACCUUAGUGAACAAGCCUGCUUACACUACUCAGAUGCUGAGCAAUGGAACUUUAAUAAACGUUCCUUUACCAGUUAAUAGUUCAAUCGCUAACACAACAUUAUCGACUGUGACGUCAGUAGUCAACGGUACAAUGACCAAUGUUACGAAGACUGUGACUACAAACUCGACUAUGGUGAAUGUGACAGUGUGUACUACUAACUCUUCUUACGUUGAUCCAUUGACAGUGAAGGGACCACCUGCAAACCCUAAUGACAUGGAGUGUAUUGUCGAGAUUCAGACGAAGGACGCGUUCUUCAGUAACGUUAUUGAUUGUAAGACUUUAGUCCAAUAUUCUAAAAUGCCCGAACCUAAGAAAGACACGGGUAUGUUACCACCGAGACAGAAAUUAAAGUCGUGGUUAGCUAACCCGCCUUGGUGGAUGUCCUUAUUUAUAGCAGUGUAAGGUUCAAAAUGUAUGUUGUUAUUUUAUAAAUAAUGUUAAUAAUUAGAUAUACUGUAUGUUUAUAUUGUGUUACGUAAGAAACGUGGUACUUAGUUUUUCUGUUACUGAGUCGAUAAAUAAGUAAAUGUAUUGUACUUAUAAAAUACAUAUUUGUCUGUUGUAUACAAAUCAAAAGUUAUUUACAUAAGUCUUUUAGAAGAUGUGCCAUUCGCUGCAUUUAUUUUGUAUGAUAUUAUUGUAAAGAAAUGUUCUUUACGUUAUUAAAUGUUUUCUAAUAAA